Messenger RNA from Acromyrmex echinatior (Panamanian leafcutter ant), 6325 nucleotides. RefSeq lists its product as uncharacterized. The record is from RefSeq and is a predicted model, not a curated record. Gene Ontology annotation, cellular component: endoplasmic reticulum membrane; plasma membrane; junctional membrane complex. NCBI's taxonomy places the organism in Eukaryota, Metazoa, Arthropoda, Insecta, Hymenoptera, Formicidae.
CGUCCGCCGCCCGCGCCGUGAAGAAAGCGCGCCCGCGCGCGCACGCGUGCGAGAUCCACGCGUGUGUGGUGUCCACAGAUCUGGUGGAGGCGGACGUGAGAAGGCGACGGCGAGGGCGGCGAAGAAGAUUACGACGACGUCGAAGGAGAAGGUGGCGGAAAAUGAAGCAACGUACAGGGCAAGGCAGAUGUUACUGAUGUUACUGAGCAAGCACAAAUACGACCACGACGACGAUAACGAUCACGACGAAGACGAAGACGAGGGUAACGAGGGAGUUGAAGAGUAGUAGUAGGAGAAGAAGGCGGAAGAGGUGAACGAGAAAAACGAACGACAGUGCCUGCACGGUAACUGCAAGAGAUGCAGCAACAACCGCACUCUGGCCAGCAACCGUCUGGGGCGCCGAAUGGGGUGGCGGGGGGUGCCCAAUUGCCACAAACAGGUGGCAUAAGUCCGGCGCAACCUGGCGCGACCGGUACCGCCACCAAUCGCGCUCAAGUUAACGGGGGUAGAUUCGACUUUGACGACGGUGGGACCUACUGUGGCGGCUGGGAAGAUGGAAAGGCCCAUGGCCAUGGUGUGUGCACCGGACCCAAGGGUCAGGGCGCCUAUUCUGGCAGCUGGCACUUCGGCUUCGAAGUAUCCGGCGUCUACACCUGGCCUAGCGGGUCAGCCUACGAAGGACAAUGGCAGAACGGCAAGAGACACGGCUUGGGUAUGGAGACCCGUGGCCGUUGGCUUUAUCGGGGAGAAUGGACUCAGGGAUUCAAAGGUCGUUAUGGGGUCCGGCAGUCUACUACCUCCACUGCGAGAUAUGAGGGCACGUGGUCCAGCGGUCUGCAGGACGGUUACGGUUCUGAAACUUACGCCGACAGUGGUACUUAUCAAGGCCAAUGGCUCCGCGGCAUGCGGCACGGUUACGGGGUGAGAGCGAGUGCACCAUUCGGUUUGGCUAGCCAUUACAAACCUCCAAAGCAAGUAAGAGCGUCCUUGACGUCGUUAAGGAGCGCCGACGGAGGACCAGCGGUCGCUCCAACGCCGGAACCCACCGACAGAAGGGAUCGACGUGUAGACGACAGCCGAGGAGGAUUCGUCCUGAAAGCCAGGAGCGACGAUCCACCGGCUCGGAGAAAGAGCCUCACCGAAAAGUCCCUGAAGAAGGGCAUUCUCUCGGGUCUUAAGAUACGAAAGCAGAGGAGUACGGGAGAUUUGGAGAAACGUGGUACCGGUGGUAGUAUCAGAAGUAAUGCCAGCUCAGCGUCGUGGAUGUCGACCGAGAGCUCACAAAGUCAAGCCUCGGCGUCGGUUCACACAGACAGUAAUGCGUCCUUUGUCAUCGAGGACGAACAGAUGGACGCGUCGGUAACUGAGACGUACUUGGGCGAAUGGAAGAACGAUAAGAGGACUGGCUUCGGCAUAUCCGAGAGAAGCGACGGGUUGCGAUAUGAAGGCGAAUGGUUCAACAAUCGCAAAUAUGGCUACGGUGUCACCACGUUCCGUGACGGCAGCAAGGAGGAAGGAAAGUACAAGAACAACGUGCUUAUCACUAGUCAGAAAAAGAAGCAUCUCUUCCUAAUCAGGUCCGCCAAAUUUCGUGAAAGGAUAGAGGCGGCAGUGAGCGCAGCUCAGCGGGCGAGCAAGAUCGCUCUGCAAAAAGCCGAUAUCGCUAUCUCUAGGACGGCAACGGCGCGAGGUAAAGCGGAAUUGGCCGACAUCGCCGCCGAACACGCCAGAGAAGAUUCCGAACUAGCGCAACAAACAGCGAGGCAGUUCGCACCGGAUUUCCGGCAGCCGGGUUUAGAAAGGUUACGGAACAGGGAGAUACCCAAGUACGUUCCGCCGCCACAGGAUUCCAUGCCGGGUAAGAGUAUCCUACACAAGGCAGCCAGCGUGGACCAACCCAGCGGCGCCACGCCGAUCAAAAGCGCGACGAUGGCCGUCGACUCCGCAACGACGGCGAUAACGACGACGACGAACGCGACGCCAGCAUCCGCAGCGAACAACACUGUCGGCAAUGUGAUGCAAUCGAUACGUAGGACCAGUGUAAAGCCUCUGCCGCAGAAUCAGCUGCCUAUGCAAAACCAGAUACCGAAUCAGGUACCGCUGAUGAACCAGGCAUCCAUGAAUCAAUUAAACACUCAACAGACCUCGCUGAUUGGUCAGAAUCCGUAUCAACAGUAUCCGUAUCAACAGCAAAACAUGACGCAAAAUCCGGUUCCGACGAGCCAGUACUCGAACAGUAUACCGAACCAGUACCAACCGAAUCAAUACAGCCAGCAGCAUCACCAGUUCGUCCAGAACAAUCCGUACCAGACGCAGUAUCAACUGACUAAUCCAUCUCAGGUUGAGCAACAAUAUUCCGAUUAUCAGCAACAACAGCAACAACAGCAACCAAUCGGAUUGCACGAUUUUCAAAAUUUGCAGGCUUAUCCCACUCAGCAGACUGUAUUACCCAAUCAAUAUGGGCCUGGCCAGAUGAAUCAGUACAAUUCACAGCCAAUGUACGCACAACAAACGCACCCGUCGCAAUACCAGCCUGAUAACAUCAUGGAUACAGCGAGGCCGCCGAGCUCCACGAGUUUACGAAGAAAUAGUAGAGUCCUGAGUCCUCAGGAUCGACCUGGCAUUAUUGGUCAAACGCUAAACGACAGGCUGGAUCAUUACAAGAGACCACCUAGUCGCGAUAGUUCCGUAGAUCGUUAUGCCAGAGCGCAUUCCCGGUUAACUGGAUCGAGACAACCAUCCGUCGACAAAACCAUAUCGAACCCACCUCCGGAGAUGCUCGACAGAUCGACGAGAGCUCCAAGCGCGAUAAGAGGAGGGACGCCGCUGAAUGGUUCCGUGAUAGGCAGCGGCGCCGCGACGCCGACAUACGCCGCGCCAACUCCUAACCAAUUUGAGGGGGCUCUCAUAAAAAACCGUAGCCUUGGACAGGACAUUCUGCCGAGUCCUGGACAGCCUAAGCGCACCGAGAGCCUCUACAUGGCUCGCGGACGUGGUGGUGGUGGUGGCGGUGGCGGCGGCGGUGGUGGUGGUGGUGGUGGUGGUAUUGUGCCGAAGGCGAUGCCGGUAGCGGCAAUGCCCUUUCAACGAAAGAAGUCACUGCCGGACGUAGCGCAGCCGAUCCAGCUGACGGCCACCUCACCAUUAUCGAGGGAAGAAGUCAGUUUUCUGAGCAGUAUGAGGAGAGAGGAGAUCCGCAGGCAAGUCGACGAGAGCGAGAGGCUCAGAGCAAACCCGCUUUUGUACCUGGUCAGUCCGCAGGUUAAAGACUGGUUCUCCCGCCAGCAGCUCGUGAUGCUGGUGCUCUUCAUCAACAUAUCUCUAGCUUUGAUGUUUUUCAAACUGCUGACGUAGCAGCCAGCCGACGAUCGGGUUCACGGACUCGUGAACGUGGACGUGACCUGAGACCCGGUGGCGCUGCGACACUUUGGGUCGUCACCGAGCCAGAAUUUCGAAGGGAAACGGCAAUGUGGCCGCAUCAAGAAUCGCCGGGAAUGGCUUUCACCAGCGGUUCAUUCAGUCUUACGCGCCGCGGGCGCUAUGUUAAAAGAGGAAAUCUUUGAAUCGGGACCGACGAAAAGGAGACUCGAAGAGGAUCAAUCUCGGCGGAGAUUUUGUCGCGCGAAGGCGGCCUUCUAGUCGAAUUUCGAGCGAUCGUGAAAAUCUAGGUAGACGAGUAAAUAGAGGGAGCAGUAUUGAGGCGAGAAAGUAUCUCCGAGGUAUUUUCGAAGGGAUUUAAAAUGGAUUUAUCUUUGAAUAUUGUAAAUUAAAAAGGACUUAAGCUUCAAAAGAAGGAAUAAAGGAAAAGAUUCGACAGAGAUUUGAAAGAAUUUGAAUGGUGAUUGGAAUCCUCGAAGAUCUUUCGUAAAAGUAAGAAUACCGGUCGAUGAGAAAAGUUUUCUGACAAAGCGUUUUUAGACAUUUGCCGCUUAGAUCCUUUUUAAUUGGCAGGCUAAUAUUUAUUGGACAAAAAUUUUGGAGAAAAAAGAAACAAACGAUGAAACACCUAAGCGCAGUUUGUCAUUCGCGCGAGAGGGAAACAUCGACAAGUCUUUUGGAAACGAGGGGGCGCUGUGUACUCCCACGACGCCUGUGUAUCAUACCUAUUUUUACACCAAAUACUUUAAUAACGCUACUUGUAAGAGUAGGUCGAGCCCUUUCGGGCGGGCCACCGAUCGAUCGUAUCCGACGUACGAAUCUUCUUCUCUAGUCAUAAUUUUCUCUUUUCUGACGAUCGGCUCGAGCGCAGUAAUAGCGACGAUCGAAUUGUACACAAUCGACUUUUUAACGAGUCAGCCGCUUGUCGACCACUUCUAAUUAAGACUGGCGCUGUCGAAUUUGAAGCGGUAUAGUCGAAUUAUCCGAAUCGUACUUACGGUUAUUUCCUUAACAGUAGAGAUUGUUAUACUUAGCAAUGAUCGUAAUUGUAGCCGUGGUGCCGUGCGCGUAAAGAUUCGCUAACGCGCAUCCGAGCAUUUAUAGCGUUCCACAACGAUUAUACGGUAAACUAAGGUAACGUAAGGCGUAAGUUUAUUAUAAACGAAAGAGACACAGGGAGUUGUCAUAGUCGUCGAACUUUUACGAGCCCUGCGGGAUUAUAGUUACAAUUACUAUCGUUGAAUGUCGAUGAUUGAGAUUUGAAUCCAUCGUACGAUAUCUUGUCUAGAAUUUACCAAGUUUCCCGAUAGCGAAAUGUGAAUAUGUCAACCUGAAUAUAUGAACCUGCGCACAAAUUGAGAGAAAAUGUUUUUCGCUACGAAUACGAAUGAAGGCCGCGAAGCGCAGCACCUACGCGUAUAAUACGCGUAAUGCAUAAAGCAUAAGAAAAACCCUAACCGAUCAGAGUUUUUCAUUUCAUGAAAAGGAAGGAAAUGAAGGACUUUGGUUGAUUCAUUUUCUCAUACAUUAUGCGUUACGCGAGACUCUGUGCUUCCGCUCUUCUUCUCACCUUUCGAUAAAAGAUCGAAGGUUGACGUGCGCUUGUUUUUUCUGAAACAACGACACGAAGAAUUGACGUUGUUUUCUCUGAAACGCUUUUUACAUUAUACGUAUAAGAAAAAUAUUAGCGCUAAAAAUGCGAAUGAUUCAUAUCGUAACAAUCGCGCGCACGCAAUCGCGAUAACAUCAUUCAUCGAGACGCAAAAUCGCAAUCUCUGUAACUGUAUAUACAAGUGAUUCUUAUCGACUAGUGUCUGCCACCAAAUUUAGAAGCAGAUUAAACACGACUUUCGAUAAAAUCUCGCGAACGUCUCGCGAAAGAAGAUAAUCACCCCAUGACUAUUAUCCGAGACGUAAAACUAGUAUCAAACGCUCUUUGAUCCAUGAUAUCGGCGACUCGCUGACGUUUAUCUCAUGUUUCGCGAAAACGCACAAAUCGCGAGAGAAUUAUCUCUCGUAUUCCUUCUCACUAUUUCGCGACGGAUCGACGAUCGGCCUUCCUGCGCUCGAGCGAUCGUAUUUUUUCUAGCCUCGAGGGCACAGCUUGUAUAUCUCUAGGUAAAUUUGUAAAUAAUCGUGUAAACGCCGAUUGUGUGCGAUUGCAGACUUUGUUCAACAAUACGCGAUAUCGUUCUCGCGCGAUCUCGGAUACAAUUUGGCCGGAAAGCGAGGACCACCGAUAGUCGAGAUCACCUUUUAACUCGAAGGAUCUCACUUUGGUUCAUAGCGAAACUAAGCUUCUCUCUUAUUCCUCUGCUUUGACAGUGCCAAUGACGUAGCCAGUGUACUUCCGCGAGGAUAAAUUUGAUCGGCGGAUUGAUUAUAUAUGCAUUCGCGUUCAAAUUAUGCUCCAAAUCCGAAAAUAUUGGUUCAAGCGCGAACACGUGACUCGAAAUUAAUAUAAUGCGUUCGAUCGAGAUGCAGCGGGAUGAUAUUUUCGACGCUAUCCAUAUUGAAACUGUGAAGAGCACAAAAAAAGAAAAGAAAUUAUUUUUGUCCGUCAUUUCGCUAAGCAAAUCGAACGAAUCCAUUUACAGGAUUACAAAAUUAAUGCUGGGUUUACAUCUGGCAUCUUUCGAUGCACGUUUGUCUGACUGUAACGUGGCUGAUUUAUUAUUAAAUAAUUUCUUUCUAAUAUUCAAUAAUAAAACAGGACAUUAAAUUGAAAGAAAUAUCGAAAUAAAAAUGUCAAAAGUAAAGCCAGUAUAAAAAAUGAGCGAAACAUUCUUAAGAAAAAUAGGGUCACGUAGGCAAAAAGAACCGAAAGAAGGCAUAGGCAUACGAAAUAAGUUGAAUGUUCCAGCUUAGAAGAAAAGGACCGAUGGCUUUUUGUCACGAGGUGCAUUCGCAUAGAUACUCUACCUAUUACGCACAUUCGUCGUUGCGG